Molecule: messenger RNA, 1985 nt
Organism: Astrephomene gubernaculifera
Lineage: Eukaryota; Viridiplantae; Chlorophyta; Chlorophyceae; Chlamydomonadales; Astrephomenaceae
Source: the annotation of a GenBank genome assembly
CCAACUUUCUUUGCACUCAGCUUUAAGUGUUGUUUUUAUACGCAAAGGUGCUGGUUGAAAAGAUUGGCAGCGAACUGAUUCCUCGCAACAUUCCUUGCAACUCGCUUCUAUUUUGUCCCUACCUGCAGCAAAGUACUUUGUCCGGUUAUGCAGCUUGGCCGAAAGCAACAUUUGGGUCGGCGCGUAGCUUCCAAUGGCGUUAGCAGAUGCCACCUGGCGCCGUGCGCUGCCAGAUCUCAGCAGCUAGCAGGCUUCAGGGCUCAGCGCUGGGCGAAAGCAGUCGCUCAUCCUCGCCAUGUCUCCAUGCACGCCGAUGCCCACGGCAGCAGACCCAGCCCCGGCCCCGCUCCCUCCCCUCAAUCACCUCCUCCUCCUCCCCCUCGAGAAGCCGUGUUCGCUGACCCCGGGCUCCUCGCGGCCGCCACCGCAGCAGCUGAAGCCACCGCAGCUACCGCGGAUGCCGAUGUGCCAGCUCCCAGCCCCGCACCUGCCUUGCUGCCACAACAACAACUACCACAGCAGCAGCAGCAGCAACAACAACAAGCCACACAGACUGCUGACUUUUCAAGAAGCAACAGCUAUGGCAACAGCAACAGCGACCACGAUGGCAACCGGGGUUGGCAAGGCCCCCCUGGAGUAGCUGCCCCGCUGCAGCCGGGUCGUGUCCUAGCAGGCGGCAAAUACACCAUAGCGGAGGUGCUGGGGGCGGGUAGCAACGCAGUGGCGUACCGGGCCCUGCGCCCCGACGGCUCCCCCGUCGCGCUCAAGUGUCUCUCCCUGCGCGGCCUGCGCGAGUGGAAGGCGCUGGGGCUGCUGCAACGCGAGGCCGGUGUGCUGGCGGGUCUGAACCACCCGGGGGUGCCGCGCUGCCUGGGGUACUUGGAGGAGGACACGCCCGAGGACCGGCUGUUCGUGCUGGUGCAGGAGGUGGUGGAGGGCAAGUCGCUUGCAGCCAUGUUGCGGGAGGGCAUGCGGGCUAGCGAGGCGGAGGUGUUGCGUAUCGCGGGGGAGCUGUUGGACGUGUUGGAGUACCUGGGGGGGCUGCGGCCGCCCGUCAUACACCGGGAUGUGAAGCCGGACAACAUCAUCCUGGAGGGCGGCUGCUGGGGCGGCGGGGUGAGGUUGGUGGACUUUGGGGGGGUGCAGGCCGCAGCCUCCGCGGGGGAGCUGGCGGGUCUGGGCAGCACCAUCGUGGGGACGUACGGAUACAUGGCCCCCGAGCAGUUCCGGGGUGCCGCCGAGCCCGCCAGCGACCUGUACGGCCUGGGGGCCACCCUGCUGCACCUGGUGACAGGUCAACCGCCCUCCGCCUUCCCCCAAGAGCGCAUGCGCAUCGCCUGGCGCUCCGCCUUCAACCCCUCGGCAUCCUCCUCCUCCUCCUCGUCCGCUGCCUCCCGUCUGGCCCCUCCCUCCUCCCGUCUGGGUGCGCUGCUGGACGGGUUGCUGGAGCCCCUAGCAGAGGAGCGGUUGACGGCGCAGGAGGCGAGGAGACUGCUGCUGCAGGGCGAGGAGCCGCAGGGCCCCACCAGCAGGUCCUCCCGCAGCGGCUUCAACCGCAGACGGGCAGCAACCGAGCUCGCCACGUCACCCUCCUCCUACCUCCAAUCAGCCGCCACCUCCUCCGCUACCUCCACCCUGUCCACCGCCCCGGCCCCCCUGCCCGCCCCUCCCGCCCGCCCCGCUGGUACCCGAGUGCAGCUGCAGCGCAGUGGGGGGCGACUGGAGGUGAUCAUACCGCCCAAGGGCCUAACCACCGACAUUGCCCUAACAGGCACCUUUGCCCUCGCAUGGAACGCCUUCGUGGCCGUUUGGACGGUGGGCGCGAUCGCGUCCGGCGGCCUGCUGUUCGCAGCCUUCUCCGCUCCCUUCUGGGUAGCCGGCUGGCAACUCGCACAGGGGGUGUUGGGGGGCGCACUCAUGCGUGAGAGACUGGGCGUGGGGCGCAGGAAGUGGCGGUUAGGACGGCGGCUGGCGUUGUUGAGUGG